AUGAACACGUAUCAGCCAGCGGCCGGUCGGUAACCCCGAUUUACAAUAAUAGCACGAACAGUCGCACUCCGCCUCUUCCACGCCCCCAUUCUCAGGGAACCGCCGUAAAACGCAUAAAGUGAGUUGAAAAUUGCGGUCGCUAAAGUUGUUGGUUGUCAAGUCAAGACCUCAAAGGACUGAAAGAUUCUUAAAAAGUGCCUUAAUCUUUGACUGUUUUUGCGGUGAGACGAAAAGGCUACAUGGUGUUGACAAAAAAGAAAAAAGAUUUUUUACUUGACUAUUUGUAAUCACUUUGACGCUGAAUUUUUCUAGCAGUGCUCAUGAAGACUGCAGAUGAAAUUCCAAAAGCCGGAGGGCAUUAUUUUAAUGUAUCGCAGAGAAAUUGACCAAAAUAUCAGAAAAAAUCAAAAUGCCAAAAAAUCCAAUUUUUGACAACACAAUAGACUUUAGGUUUGGAAAAAGUCAUUAAUGCCUAAGGCAGAGUAAAAUUCGAUGAUCUGACUGACUAUAAAUUAAUUUUCAGUGGCGAAACGUGGCCUGGUCGCGCCGCAGAACACGUUUCUGGAAAAUGUGAUACGACGAUGCAAUAAUACAGGUAAUCGUUGCAUUGCAUCAAAUUUAAACCUCUGCUGACACCCUUGAAAUUGUUAUUGAGCCCUUUUCAGACUGUAGUUUUAUACUUUCGAAUGCGCAGAUCGUGGACUAUCCCAUAGUCUACUGCAAUGACGGGUUCUCACGGAUGAUUGGGUACACCAGAGCGGAGAUUAUGCAGAAGCCUUGCACGUGAGUCUUCACGAGUUUCUCGAUUAGUUAUGGAAUCUCGGUUUUAGAUUAUCAUUUACAUACGGAGACAACACCGACAUUGAAACCGUCCAACGAUUGCAAUUCGCUUUUGACAACGCGAAAACGGAACAAGCGGAGAUAUGUGUGCAGAAGAAGAAUAGUAUGUUCAAAAUUAAAUAACAGCAUUUUCUUCUGGUUAAUAUGCGGGUCAUAGUAAAAAUUUUUUGAUGUAUAUACUCUAAAUGUACUCAAAAUUGUCGGAUAAUGAAUUGUGAAGGCGUUUAGAUGAAAAAAUCACUCUUUUUACCGUAACAGAUACUAUUUCCAAUAUUUCAGAGUCCUACGUUUGGCUAUUAGUACAUGUAGCGCCGAUAAAGGAUGACAAAGGACGGGUGGUUUUAUAUCUUUGUCAAUUUAAGGACAUAACACCGUUGAAACAACCGUUGGACGAUGAGAAUAAUAAAGGUAAGUUGAUUCAAAAGUGCUUUUUGCGAUAAAUAGGUCGAAAACAGACAGUAAACUGAGCGUGAUAAGUGCUCGUGACGCUAGAUUUAAAAAAAUAAAAAACAAAAUUUAAGCUGACAAAAGAAUAUAAAAUUAUUCUUACUAGAUUUCUAUCCGCGCUUUGCAGAAAUAACCGGGAUUUUUUAGUGUGGCAGCUUUUCGAUUUUUGGCCAGGAAUGGUUUAUACUUAUUCAAAAACCUUGAUUCCGAUGAUUAAAAACCCUCAAUAACCCUCGAAAUUUCAGUCCUCGGCCUCAGUCGAAUCCUGCAGAUAGCGCGAAUAGCGAAGUCGCGGCAACAAUUCAAUCAGAUCGAGACGAAGGACCUGCACAAGGCAGGGAGUGGGGUGUCGUCGCACUUCAACCAGGUAGUCUUGGGUUUUAGGGAAGGUCGCUUGAGUUGGUCACCCCCACAAUUUCCUUGGUUCCGCCGCAUGCUUUGAACGCUUUUGCCAUUGUAAUCAAAAUUUGAACGUUUUAUGAUUUUUUGGGAGUUUUUAAGGCUUCUCAAGAUUUUUUUUGCAAUAGCAAGUAUAAUUGAGAGCUGGUAGGUCAGCUCAAAAAAAAUGUAGUUUGUUUAGGUGCCGGAAACAUAGACUCUAGAUUGUAGAUUAUUACUCUCGAGGGUGACAUCUUAUACGACAAUUUCGGAAAGGACCUCAUAUUAAUUUUUAGCCUACAAAAUCAAAAUCUUAGCGGUUUGGAAUUUGAUAGUAUUGACUAAUUUUAGCUUACAGUAGUCAACUAGUCUUUUGCACAAACAGAAGGUAUUAAAAACAUACUAUUUUUGCUUUUUCCGACCCAAAAUAGAAUUAUAUUUGACUAGGAAAUGUUAGGGUAUACCAAAUAGAGUGAAUGACAAGUACACCACUUCAGCUUGAACUUUUUCUCAAGCUGCACUUCACAAAUUUUGCAACUUUUGCAUUUUGCCAAUUGAUUUGAUAUUGUUCAUAGAUAGACACUGUAGUCGAAGAUGAAACACGCUACGCACUUGGCUAUCUUGCAUGAAGGGUGAGGAAGGAACGGAAUAUGAAUCUUUUGACAGUUUAUCCUAUAAGGAAGGGUGAAAUGACGUUUUAUGGAUUAAAAAGUGCUGAAAAUGAAGUAUGGUAAUGAUUUUAGUCAAGAUUUGCUAAAAUUCAAUUUUGACAUUUCGUCACAGAAAUUAUUGGAAAAGUUUUUAGACGGGUUUUUUGGUUGGAAAUCGAUAAAAUUGAGGUUAGGGGUGAACGAGCCCUCACGUUUUAUCGAAAUUAAUUUUUUGACAUUUCGUCACAAGAGUUAUCGAUUUUUUAUUGACAUCUUUUUUCGUCCAUAGUUCAGGUGAUAUAAGGUCGCUGGUUUCGAAGGACCUUCUUGAGAAUAUAAAAAUCCAUUCCUCUCUCGCCCUGAUUGCAUUUCGAACCCCUAAGUUGCUGCCGAAGCACCUUGAUUUGGUCCCACGGCAAUAAAAGCGAUUCCUCUCCCUAAAGUCCCCGCGCGUUGUCCUAAAGUUUUCACAAAUUACAUACUUCGUCAGCAGUUGAUGAACCUGGGUGGCGAUAUGUUGCCGCAAUAUCGGCAGGAGACUCCGAAGACCUCACCGCACAUUAUUCUCCACUAUUCGACCUUUAAGACCGUCUGGGAUUGGUCGAUUUUGGCGCUGACCUUUUACACGGCGUUUAUGGUGCCAUUCAACAUCGCGUUCAAGAAUCGGGAUGUCCCACCGAAGGGGAUGAUCGAUUAUGUGGCGUUGAUGGACAGUAUAGUUGAUGUGAUCUUCUUCGCCGACAUUUUGUUGAACUUCCACACGACGUUUGUUGGGCCGGGCGGAGAGGCAAGUUUAAUAUCAUUUUUUGUUGUAAAACUAUUGUAAAUCGAAAAAUUUGAAGUUUUUGAGACGUCUGCUCUCCACUUUUUUUUGAAAAUAAAGUUGGACAGCUUGAACCUCGUAUUUUACCCUUACUUUUUCAGGUCGUAAUAGAGCCCUCGACGAUACGCCGAAAUUAUUUCAAAUCCUGGUUUGUGAUAGACCUAUUAUCUUGUUUGCCAUAUGAUAUCUUCUACAUGUUUAAACACGAUGACGAGGUGAGUUCUUGUGGACCUUAUUGAUUUUUGAAUCCGCAUCCUGCGGGCGCCAUUUUAUACGAAAAGCAUUCUGGACAAAGAAUUGAUGUAAAAAUUAUUUUUGUCCAACAAACACAACUACAGGAAAGUCCAAAAUAUGGAUCUUUUAAUUUUUGAGUUUGGUGACAUUUUAUACGAUGAAAGGUGUUUGGUCGAUUUCCAAAAAAAUUUUGAAAACAGGAUUUUUUGGUACUGACGGUCUAAAACGCAUAAAAUAAUUUUGUUAUCUCUUUUCACUUUUUUGGAUCCAUUUUAUACGAUGAAACCUGUCCAAAGUUACAUUACUUUAGAUCGGAUCUUAUCGCCCGCUAUUUCAAAAUAAAAAAAAUCCCAUUUCAGCGGAUCGGCUCCCUCUUCUCUGCCCUUAAAGUAGUCCGACUGCUACGAUUAGGUCGAGUUGCCAGAAAACUGGACAACUAUUUAGAAUACGGAGCCGCGACUCUUCUCCUCCUCUUGUGUGCCUUUAUCCUCGUCGCCCAUUGGAUGGCCUGUAUUUGGUAUGGGAUUGGCGAUUGGGAGAUCCGUCAGAAAGUGCAGGACCCAUUCCGUCCGGAUUCGUGGCUAAUGAAGCUCUCGAACGACCUGAAAAUGCCGUUUAAUUUUGCGAAUUCAACGUCAGCGAGGUUGGUGGGAGGGCCGGAUCGGGUGAAUGCGUACAUGUCAGCGCUCUAUUUCACGUUGAGUUGUAUGUCGACGGUGGGGUAGGUUGAUGGUGGUGGCCGGACGCUUAUAACUUAUAAAUUUCAGUUUCGGAAACAUCGCCAGCACCACAUUCCUCGAAAAGAGUUUCGGCGUCUUUUUGAUGAUAAUCUCGGCGCUGUUGUACGCCAUGAUUUUUGGCCACAUGACCACGAUUAUUCAGCAAAUGACUUCAGCGACUGUCCGGUACGUUGCGCUAAUUUUUCGAUGAUUCCAAAUUUAGAUACCACGAGAUGAUUUCGAACGUUCGAGAGUUCAUCAAACUUCAAGAAGUCCCAAGAGAGCUGGCUGAGAGAGUCAUGGAUUACGUUGUCUCAACGUGGGCCAUGACCAAAGGAAUUGAUACGAACAAGGUUUUGGGGUACUGUCCGAAGGACAUGAAGGCUGAUAUAUGCGUUCAUUUGAAUCGAAAGGUUUUCAACGAACAUUCGUGUUUUCGGCUGGCUUCGGAUGGAUGUUUAAGGUCAUUGGCGAUGUAUUUGGAGGUGAGUUGAUAGCAAAAUGGCUAAAUUAAAUAAGUUUCGUACAUGAGAGAUAUGGACGGAUAUAAACCUCUCACUUUCGAACGUUGGCCUAAUUCGUAUUAGGUUUUCGCAGUUUCCCGCCGACAAAGAAAUUUCUUAAACGCGCCUGAAUAGCUUUAGCUGAAAUUUUCAGGAAGUGAUGUGUAGCCUAUGUAGAUCAGGGACACAAAUUUUGAAGCAAAUACAAACUUCGCGUAUACCGCUAUUUUUAAUUUUAGUUUUUCCUCUCCUUCGGCCGUAUUUCGGAGUAAAAACGUUUUGAUUUAUUCCCGUUAUGUCACAGACAAAUCGUCAAGAGAGUUUUGUCUAUAUGCCAAAAAAUUACCACACCUUCGAUUUUCAGAGUAAUCACGCCGCGCCAGGCGAUCUCCUCUACCAUACGGGUGAAUCAGUGGACGCUUUGUGGUUCGUUGUCUCGGGUUCUUUGGAGGUGAUUCAAGACGAGGAAGUCGUUGCGAUUCUGGGGAAGGGAGACGUUUUUGGCGACGAGUUCUGGCAAAGUCCGAACUACAAGCCCGGCCAAUCAGCGGCCAACGUAAAAGCUCUCACUUAUACGGAUUUGCAUAUGAUAAAACACGAGAAAUUGAUGGACGUUCUCAACUUUUACAAGGCAUUUGCUAAUUCUUUUGCCAGGAAUUUGGUGUUGACGUAUAAUUUGACUCAUCGGGUAAGUUAAGCCGAAAUUUGCAUAUUUUCGAAAAUUUGCAUAAAUUUGAAUCUUGGUUUUUUCUUGUUUAAAAUAAUUACAACAAAAUUUAAUUUUCAUCGAAAAAAUGCUUAAUUUUCAAAAAUUUGCAUAAAUUUUAAUAUCCUGAAAAUUAAAUUUUCAGUUAAAAUUCCGCAAAGUUGUGGACGUAAAACGUGAAAAAGAGCUCGACGAAAGACGUAAAAAUGAGAAAUUGGACAUACCAGAUGAUCACCCUGUCCGGAAGUUACUGCUGAGGAUGAGAGAGCGGCAUGCCGUUCAUCGAAUGGGAAAUCAUUCAAGUUUGGAUGUGGAAAAGGUAAUAUGAAGCACUUCUGAAUAUGUACUUGCCUCGUAUUUUACCAACAAAUCGUAAAUUUUAUUCGGUAAAAAAAUAGAAGCAAAAACUUUGAAAUUUCAGUUUUGUAAAAAAGUGUCUAAAAAACAUGUCAUCAUGACGAAAUUUUUCACAAAUCUCUGAAAUAUAUCUGUUGUCACUAGUUACUUUAUUCUUUUUAUUCUUAUUGCUCUAAAACAGUAUCUAACCGCUUUUCGACGAAGUGUCAAAAAAAGUGACGAAAUGUCAAAAAAAUUUUUUUUUUUCAAAUUGUAAUUUUCCCCAACUUUUAGGGUAACUACCAGCCCCGUAUAGGCAACUCGACGCAUUCUGUCAGUCAUAUUGACGAGACAGUAAUCCAGCCCCGCCGCUCUCCGCAGGUUCAGCAAAGCCCCACGCCGCCCAGAUCUCCCAGCUUUUUGGGUCGACGAAGAUCGCAUUUCCUGCGCGGGAAGACCUUCGACGAAGACGCGACCAGUGCGAAGAAUGCGAGGAGCAGAGAGUUCGUGGAGAUACCACCGCCAAGGUCAACGACGUUGACGGUUAUUGAAAAUGCAAGAGUAAGUGCAGGCGUAUCUAUGACAGAGCGUCUCAAGAAGACGGUCAGAUUCAUUAAUCUGAAUGCAAUUUAGUACAAACUAGGAGUGGAAAGCUUUAGGGCAUUUUUUGAGAUUUUUAGUUUGCACUUUGCAGAGAAAAACGAUUUUUUUAGACCAAAAGUUUUACCGAGGUAUGGGUAAAAGUUGAUUUAUCUCCGAACUUAUGUAAGCAUUUCAAUGGCCUCCCGGUGGAAGAGAUGAUUAAAAAUCCGUUACGAAAGCAUGCCUACCUCAUGGAAACUUGCUAUAGUAGGGUUUUUGACAUGUUCUUUCGAAUGGCAUAUGCAGUUUACUGAUGGCUCUUACCAAGCCUUAGAUACUCCAUUUUUCCACAGGGUAGGUACACUCUCCUAAUUGAGUGUAUAUCUCGGCUGGGUGUGCAAAGCAUUGCCUCAAUUUUUUUCUGUAUAGCUGGUGUUAGAUGCGACAAAAAGCUUUAAAUUUACAGUAAACUGAAGCCAACCCCUUUCAGCCAAUAUCCCGCCGAACCGACCACAGCCCAUCCAAUUCCAAUCAGAACAUGGAUCGUCUCGAGACUCGGAUCGCGAACAUCGAAAGACUGCUGCAGAUAUUAUGCAAUCAACGGCAAGGAGGUAAUCAUUACCUUGAUGUUUCUUAUGUGCAUUUUACACCAGGAGACUAGUAAAUUCCGGGGUUUACAUUAUGUCCUUGUGCUAGACACAUAAUCCAAAAUAUAAGUCGUUUUGGAUGAUACUUCUUGAAGGGUUUAUGGCUAAAAGUAUCCGAAAAAAGUGAAAAUAAGUGGGUCCCGUUGCACUUUACGUUCUGAAAGAUACGACUGUGGAGAUUGCACCCUCUCGUAGGCUAUGAUUUGGCACAAAGAAGUAGCCAUAAAAGCACGCUUCCUUUCCUUGCCGGCCACUUCUUUUCCGGGCCCAAAAAAGUUGUUUUCUGGCCACCAAAACCUCCGUGAUUCAGGUGGGACCCCGUCAACUCUGCCCAUGGACACAUACUCCCAAUACGGCGAUGUCUCACCUUACCAUCUUCCAGUGACCACCCAAGCCCCCGCCCUGACCACUUCGACCGCCUCGCGAGCCGACCCGCCGCCCAAUACUCGGACGGCAGUGGUGCCUCCGCUCAAUCUGUCGAUGGAAUCGUUGACGCCGUACGCCGACGAGGACAUUACGGUGACGUCGGGCUACGACGCACAAACCGGCGCCAUCUCGCCGAUCUCGCCCGGUCACGUGCCGAUGAUCAACAUCCAGCCGGAGAGUGGACGUCCCACCUUGUCGGAGAGGUCUACAAGCUCCCAACACACCGACGAAUCCCCGCCCGAACGCCCCCGACGAUAG
Molecule: messenger RNA, 7549 nt
Organism: Bursaphelenchus xylophilus (pine wood nematode)
Lineage: Eukaryota; Metazoa; Nematoda; Chromadorea; Rhabditida; Aphelenchoididae
Source: the annotation of a GenBank genome assembly